Molecule: messenger RNA, 621 nt
Organism: Nelumbo nucifera (sacred lotus)
Lineage: Eukaryota; Viridiplantae; Streptophyta; Magnoliopsida; Proteales; Nelumbonaceae
Source: RefSeq, a predicted model, not a curated record
AUGAAAGAUCGAAACAUCGAGCAACCAAGGGAUUUUGGGUUUAUUACUUAUGCUGAUCCAUCAGUUAAGAUUAUAGAAGAGACCCAUGUUAUCAAUGUUAAACAACUUGAAAUUAAAAGAACCAUACCUAAGGGCUCUGUACAAUCUAAGGAUUUUAAAAGAAAGAAGAUUUUUGUUGGUGGGGUGUCAACAAUUGUCGCUAAAGACAAGUUCAAAAUGUUCUCCAAGCAUGGGAAGGUGGUGGAUCAUCAGAUCAUUCGUGAUCAUGCAAUCAAUCAUUCUCGAGGCUUUGGAUUCAUUAUAUUUGACAAUGAACAAGUUGUAGAUGAUAUGUUAGCCAAGGGUAAUAUGAUUGAUCUGAGCGAGAAACAGGAGCGAGAGGUCUGUGUUCUGAGACCUCUAGAGAUCAGUAGCGGCAGCGAUGUUGCUCGGCGCCGACAGAAGACAGACUCGAGACUUCCAUCGAAAAUAGAAAGAAGAGAAGUUCCACUGUUCGUCUCGGUAUCCAGAGCAAAAGCAGAACCAGACUCCAGAGAGAUAGAGAUCGCGAAUCCUCCCAAGGCUGCAACCGGUGGUUCCGUUACGAGUUCCGUUUUUGCAGUUCAGACAAGAAGAGAUUGA